UUUUUGCACGCCAUAUUACGACUAGAUUCGAAAGAGUUUGGUGGCAAAACAACCGAAAAACAUCGUUUUUAACCUACCUUCCAAAUUAGUAGUGAGCUGUGUACUUGUGCUCAGCUCUAGACUUUUUAACAAGGCGUAAAAUUUACUCGUUCAGUCAAGAAAGAAGCUAAAUAAGCUAGUUCAAAGAAACUCUUUUCCAAAACAGUUCUUGUUGUAGAAAAUGUCGUUUGCUUUUGGUGGUGCUUAUCAAUUGACAAAUAACUCGAACCAAGAGAUUCAAGUUAAUAAUACCUUCAAGAAAGCCAGGUUAGAAGAUGGACAAGUAAAGGUAACGAAACGUGCUGCUUUGGGGACCAUUACCAACAACGUGCAAGUCCGUGUGCAGCCUCACCGAGCGGCAAAGGCUGCAUUAAGUUCUGUGAAUGGCGGUCCUGGGUUGAAGAAUGACGAAAACGCUUACUGCCGUGAUGCCAAAUCUGCGUUCACCAUCCCUCAAAAUUCCAUGCAAAACUUCUCAAUCCACGUCGAUGAUGAACCAAAAGUUUCUAAAGCCCAAGAAAAUGCAGUCUAUGAUCUACAGGAAGAUGUUUUGAACCCUGCAGUUACUAGCUUGUCAAGACCUGCUCUGACGAAUGUCUUCGUCGCCAACAGAGCUUGUGAAGAUUCGCCUAUGGUGAUUGACUCGGAUGUAAGCAGCGAAGAUGAAGAAUUUGAAAACUUGAACGAGAAGCAAACCGCUCUCGAAAAGAUCGAAUCAAAUGCUGACCCGGUCCUCGAAGUCCCAGAAUAUGCUCAAGACAUCUUCAAAUACCUUAAAAAUGCCGAGCAAAAAACUCGAGCUAAUCCUGCAUAUAUGGGAAAGCAAGAUGAUAUUAACAGCAGUAUGAGAGCCAUUUUGGUGGACUGGCUGGUUGAGGUUGGCGAAGAGUACAAGCUCCUACCACAGACCUUGUAUCUGACUGUCAGUUACAUUGACAGAUUUCUGUCAGCUAUGCGUGUAGUGAGAGGCAAACUACAGCUGGUUGGGACUGCUUGUAUGCUUCUGGCUUCCAAAUUUGAAGAAAUUUAUCCACCUGAAGUUUCAGAGUUUGUUUACAUCACAGAUGACACAUACACUGCUAAACAGGUGUUAAAGAUGGAACAGCUUGUCCUAAAAGUCCUGACUUUUGACUUGUCAGUGCCCACAAUUUUGAAUUUUCUAGAGCGAUUCUUAAAAGCUACACAAACACCUGACAACAUGRCUCCAAAAGUAGAAUCUCUGGCAAGAUACCUUUGCGAGAUGUCAUUACUGGACUGUGACCCAUUCGUGAAAUAUCUGCCAUCAACAAUUGCAGCAUCUGCUGUUGUACUUUCACUACACACUCUAGGACUACCAUUCUGGAAUGACACCUUAAGCCACUACACUGGACUCGAAUUCCAUCAACUGCAAUCUUGCAUUCAAGACCUACACAGGGUUUUUGCUCAUGCACCAAAACGUCAACAACAGGCAAUAAGAGAAAAGUACAAGAGUUCAAAGUACCACAGUGUGUCAAACCUGUCACCCCCAGAACUCUUGCCCAUGGUCUGAAAAUGAAAAUCUCAACAAAUUAUACAAGGAACUGG
Molecule: messenger RNA, 1602 nt
Organism: Actinia tenebrosa (Australian red waratah sea anemone)
Lineage: Eukaryota; Metazoa; Cnidaria; Anthozoa; Actiniaria; Actiniidae
Product: G2/mitotic-specific cyclin-A
Biological process (GO): mitotic cell cycle phase transition
Molecular function (GO): cyclin-dependent protein serine/threonine kinase regulator activity
Source: RefSeq, a predicted model, not a curated record